Aplysia californica (California sea hare) is the source of this 6031-nucleotide messenger RNA. Its product is annotated as chromatin assembly factor 1 subunit A-B. The coding region runs from base 167 to 3781 and encodes 1204 amino acids. Gene Ontology annotation, biological process: nucleosome assembly. Gene Ontology annotation, cellular component: nucleus; CAF-1 complex. The record is from RefSeq and is a predicted model, not a curated record. The transcript has 14 exons. Lineage: Eukaryota; Metazoa; Mollusca; Gastropoda; Aplysiida; Aplysiidae.
UGUACAUCACCUUGGCGCCAACUACGAAGACCCCAGCACCCACCAGUACAAAACAAGGGCGGAAAAAGUCAGCCACCUCACAAACCGUGCAGUGGUUGUCUUUUUCUUGAGAUCUAAACCCCAUCUCUAUUUGUGUAAUUGAAUAAGACGUCCUGACGAAAAGAAAAUGGAAAGUUUAGAGGAAAACGUACCACCGCCAAAAAAGCUGAAACAAGCAAAGCUUUCUUUUUUCAAGGUUUCUACUGCUUCUGAUGGGAAAUUGCCGGCUCCAACUGUUGGCCAAGGGAAAAAGCGAAAAAUUCCCAGUGUGGGGGACUCACCAAACAAAGCUGCUAAACUGAGUAAACCUCUUGUGUCAGCUGUUAUCAAUGCCGAAUCUCCAAACGCUAAAGUUUCUAAAGUAACAUCGAAGAGUGUGCAGUCCAAAAAGAUUGAAGAAAAUGAUCAUGAAGUUAGUUCCAGCUCUGAGGCUGAUGCUUCGAGUGGAAAAAGCAAUGGCAAGUGUUGUUUGAUGGAAAGAUUUGUUCUCAAGCUGCCCCAAGAUGUUCAGCAUGAGAUCUCGUCUACCAACGAAGUAUUGGAUAUUUCAGCUGAUUUGACCGGUGAAAGUAGUAAAAUAAGUCUAGAUGAAAAGGACGGUGAUAAAGAACCAAAUGAGGCUGACUGUAUAUUAGUGGAAGACGAUGACUGUGAAAGUGAGAAUGAUGACAGCCCAAAGCAGAUGGAUGGACAGGACAAUGUAAAUAAAGAAGCGGAAAAGGUGGGCAAGGCUAAUAGUAAAUGUGAUGAAAGUGAUGACAAGAAAAUUUUAUCUGAGUCAGAUGUGAAGAGUGAAGGAAGUAGCACAACAGAUUUGGCAGGCCCAGUUGCAGGCACAGAAAGUGAGAGUGAUAAUAAGGCUGUGCAUGAUGAUACAGUUCUACCUCAUGAUUCUUGUACUCCUCGCAAAGAUCUCAUUGAAGGGGCUGCUGAGGGGAGUGUUUUAUCUCCCAAAACGUCAACCCCAAUGAAAGACGCCGCUAGUGUGGCAUCUUCUCACAAGGAGCUUGAUUCUCCUCAAAGUCAGGAUGACUCUGCCCCAGGUUCUGCUGGAGGGACUCCUCUCUCAGCGAGUAUGAAGAAGCGGGGCCGCAAGAUUGAUUUGGAAAAGAAGGCAGAGAGAGAAGCAUUGAAACAAAAAGUAAAGGAGGAGAAAGAAAAAGCAAGAGAAGAACGGAAAAAAAAACUAGACGAAGAGAAGGCAAAAAAAGAACUUGAACGGAAGGAGAAAAAGGAAGCAAAGGAUAAGGAAAAACAAGAGCAAAAGGAAAAGUUAGAGAAGGAGCGACUAGAAAAGCUGAAAGUCAAAGAAGAUGAAAAAAAGCAGAAGGAAGAGGAACGAUUGAAGAAAGAGGAGGAGAAAAAGAAAAUCAUAGAGGCCAAGCAAGAAGAAAAGCGCAAGAAGGAGGAGGAAAAGCGAUUAAAAGAGGAAGAGAAGUUGCGAGAGGAGGAGGAAAAGAAAAAGCAAGCUGAGAAGAGAAAGCAAGCCUUUCAAAGUUUCUUCAUCAAGCCUAAAGAAUCAGAACCUAAACCUGCGGUUUCCAAGUCAAAUGAAAGUAUGUUCAUUCCAUUUGAAGUUAAAAAGGACAUGCACCUUGCACCUGCAGUGAGAAAUUCCCUCUCAAAUGAGAAAAGAAAUAAAUUGGACCAACAGUUACAAACUGAACAGCCGUCGUCAGUGAAUUAUCUCACCCAGCUGAAGGAGGGAGAUAUCAAUCCUCACAAGACAGGCAGAGUUGUAAGGAAAAAUCCAGAACCAGCGGAAGAUGUUGAAAUUGUGCACGACUCUGAGGCCUUGAAGAAGGUGUUCCACAAAGUGAAGAUUUUGAAGUUUCACACAGACUACAGGCCACCAUAUCGUGGGACCUGGAGGAAGCGCCCCUCUCUCAGUCCGAGAAAUCCGUGGAAGAAGGAUGAGGCCACAUUUGAUUAUGAGGUGGACAGUGAUGAGGAGUGGGAGGAGGAAGAGCCUGGGGAAAGCCUGUCCUGCUCUGAUGGUGAAGAAGAGAAAGGGGAGGAAGCAGAAGAUGAGGAUGAUGAUGGCGAUGGCUGGAUGGUCCCUCAUGGAUAUCUGUCUGAAGACGAAGGAUGCAAUGAGGAUGAUGAGAUCACCCCAGAGAAGCUCAAACUUCAGCAACAGGCCAAGGCCAAAGCAUGGGAAGAGGAACAGAAACGCAAGCUGCAGGCCCUUCCACUCAUCGCCGUCGGCUGCUUCUUUGAGCACUCGCCCAGCCCUUCCAUGAGUGGUGAUGUGAGGCUGCUGUAUGAGUUCAGGGGAGUUAUCCUGGCUCCGGUAGUGCCAAUACCGACCAACCAGAACACUAGUGCAGAGAGUGAAGAGCCCUGUUUGGAGCAAGAGGGAUCGACCCCAGCUUCUAAAGGUAGAGAGAAGAUGGCUGUGCCAGACGAUGCUAUGCCAGAUCUGAUUCACUUGUUGCAUGGGAACACUUGCGGGAUCAAGCGACUUGUGCGAGAGUUUCGUGUAUUCUGGAUGAAGAAAAAUAACCAACAGUCUGCCGACACUGAUGAAACAAUGAAUGAGUCUGCAACUGAAAAUGCAGAUGUGUCUGUCCUGAGCGACUCUGUUGCCGAUGUGUGUGCAGAUAAUGAAGAUAAAGAAAUGUCUGAUAAACCUGGGGACAAAGAGGGUGUGUCACAGCCAAAGAGGGAGGAAGGAUAUGGCUGCAGUAUUUCCAAGAGGCAACUGGAGAUAAAAAUUAUGAGCAUUGCUGUGAGGGAGAAGCGGCCAGGGAGCAAGAUCUGCUGGUAUGUUAAUGAUGAUGUGCUGGCGCAAUAUGCCAUGACAGAUAUAACGUUGCCAAAUAUGUGGGUCUUUUUGACCACUGGUCCAACCAAAUCAUCCCCCACACCAAAUCUGAAUAAAAGUUUAAAUACCUCAAAGAGUGAUGCACCUGAAGUUUGUGAGGAGGAGAAAAACAAAACUCCAUUCAAACCUUCUAAUGAUCAAAAGUCAAUAAUGGCUUUUACUAUGUCCAAAGAAGAGCUGGAGAAACGUGCUAGCAUGAAGCAAAAACAGGUUGGAUCUGACAGUGGUUGUGAGAGUAAGGCAGCAUCUCCUGUGCGCCCAUGUAGUGUGGUUCUGAAACAACUUGACUCUGGUGUGACUAGUCAAGCUGCAGACAAUAAGAGGCCCUCUGUGGCAAACGACGCUUCUGUUCACAGCCUGAAUGGUUUGCCUCAAUCUCAGGGACCCUCGGCGGAAAAGAAGCCGAAAAUGUCCAUUAUGGAAAUGUUUCUGAAGAAACCAUCCUCAAGCAAGAAAAAGCUGGAGAAGUCUUUUCCUGACGCACAGCAAAUAGGUGAGAACAAGGCUGACUCUGAUGUUGAAAUCAUCGAGGAAUGUGCCGCGAAAGUCAUGUCCGAAGCCACUGUGCCAAGUGGUAGAGAGUCUGCUGUGCAGGGCCCAACAGAGCAGGAACCAGGUGCUGGGAGUAGUCAGCAGGAACCUGGGGCUGGGAGUGGUCAGAAGGAUCCAGGUCGUGCAGAUGAUAAAGCCACGACUGCCGCCGUAAAGUCUGUGAAAGAGGAAGAGUUGAUGGAGGUAGAUUCCCCUGAUGUUGUUCCACAGUCUGAUCGUAAGGACAACUUGGAGCAGCAGGCCAUGGAGGUGGUUUCUUGCACCCCUGUUUCUCAAGGGGAGCUUGUGGCAUCGGUUGCUCAAGCUGGGGAUGUUACGAGCAAGAAUGCUGUACAGUCUGCUGAUGUUAUAGUGUUGGAUUAGGGCAGGAGGGGGGUGUUUAUUAGGUUGUCUCAGGCCUAUACUGUAAUAAUUUUGGUAAUUUGUUUUUGUAGAUUGUGAUGUAAAUACUUUUGACAAGCUUAUAUACGUUAAAAAGAAAAUAGGGGAUACGGGAUUUGUGGUGUUAGAGAAUAAUUUAUUGUUAUGAUUUCGUUUCGAAAUCAUGUAUGGACUUCCAAGCAUUUCUUGUUCUAACUGUCUAGAUUUGUAGGCAUAGAAAGUAUUAUCAAUGUAUAUGUAUGAAGCCCUGCAACAUUUGAUCGCUGAAUGGAAGUGGGUAAUUAUGGGAAAACUCAAUAACCAUAUUAUUCCCUGGCCUCAUGUUUUUAUUGCAGGAUUUUUUAUUUGUAACUCGUGUUUUGGCAGGUCGGCCCAUGCUUCAAUAGUGUCCGCUUAACAGCAACUCUCUUGGGAGUCAGAAACUUUGGUUGCUCUUUAGGAAGGUUGCUGCUGACUGAAUUUACCAAAGGGGGGUAAUCUGCACUGACACACAUGCACAUACAUACGCGCACACACAUGCUUACACAGCAGUCCUAAUUCCAAGAUGUGGGGGUGUUGUUAGUUGGAAAGUGAGAACAUAGGUAGUGACAGACGUUCCCCCAGAGCCUGUCCUUUUCAGUGAAUCUGACAGGGCGGUAAUGUCACGCCAAGUAGCCAAAACUUUCCUCCUACAUUGGAGACUCUUGAACGGAGAUACCUCUUGGUGGGAGAAACUGAACUGUACUCCAGUUGUGUAGUGUUUGGCCCAAGUAAGUGUUGGGAGAAGAUUGGCUACAGAAGAGAUGCACACUCGCUGAAGAAUUGUCAAAAAAUACACUGCUUUUUCAUUUAGACAGUUUAUAGUUAUAGCAACAAUGGUUACUGUUUAAAGGGGCUAUUUAUAUAUAUAUAUAGGAACAUUCCAUUACACAAGCUUAGGUUGCUGUUAGGCGGUUGCUCUUAUUUGGAUAGUUGUUAACACACCCGCCAAGUACUCCAAUAAAAUCGGAGCUCUCCAAUUUUUUUUUAGCCCGUUGAAGAACCCCGAUAGGAAUUACAUAAAAUCUGACUUUAUUUCUUGAACUCUUUCUGUCAGGGCAUAUGCAACUGACAGUAAAUGACAUGAAAAUACACACUUACCGUUGCUUGUAUUUCCAACACACAUUUAUUUGUCAUGGUUGUUUUUUUUUAUGUAAUCAUUAAUUUACUGGGGUUCUGGAGACUACUGACUUUUCCCCCCCAGCUCGUAUUUUUUUGAAGGAUUCUAAAAAAAAAAAAGAUGUUUUUGGCGAUGGAGUGGUUGGCAGGUCUGUGUUAAGUGGACACCAUUGCAUUUCUCUGUUUUGACAAAUAGUUUGUGAUAUUAGGAUCAGCUAUCAUUUUUGACGAUGAGUUGUUGUGUCUUCGGUAAAAUGUUCACUUGUCAUAUAUUCAUCGUUUCAUAAUGAGACCUGUUUUCUAGAGCCAGUGAUAAUGAUGAUGUUGGAUAGAAUAAUACAUUGAGGUGAUCGGAUCAUCUGUAGAUGGUUGCAACCAUGUCUUGUUGAAAAUUUCUGAAAUAAGGAAGGUUUCCAGCUAUCACCAUCAUUCAUUAAUGGCUGUUGUCCCCUUUUGUGUGCAGGGGUCAUUUUUUAUUUUCUUACGGCCCUCUGUUAGUUUAGGAUAUAGUAUUGUUUUUAAAAAUUCCUGAAUGGAAAAGGUUUUCCUUACUGUAGACUUUAUCCUCGUGUGCAGCCUUUGACUCCUUCGGGCUGUGCCACUGUUACAUCACUUUUUGUAAUUGUGCUUCCGGUUCCCCUUUCCUAUUUACUUAAAGUGGCUGUAUUGUACAGACUUCAACUAAAGUUAAGGACCCCCUUGACAGACAGUCUCCCCCCCCCCCCCAAACGACAGCAAGGAUUGUUUCAAAAUUUUUGCUCUGAAAGUGUUAAUGGGUUACCAACGCCUACUGCAAAGCCUCCUAAAGGACCAAAACCACCAGGUGCAACACAGAAAUCCUCUGGGAAUUUUAGCCAAAUUUGCUUUUUUUUUAAUCGACUUGUGUGCGACACCACGGACAUUCCUCGGUUAAAAUUUCGGGUGUACGUCAUAAACGGACGUACGGUCUCGAACUAUGCUCACUUUGGUGGCAAUAUAAGCCGCCAUUUGCACAAAGUCCAGUAUCACAUCAACAUGAUACCACCAAGACGAAAGCUGAGAGACUUUGAUUGUGCCAGAGCUAUGGCAUGGCUGCAGGAUGGAGUUGGAGCCCGA